CUGCUGACCUUCGUAACUUAGACUGACUCGACGAGCUUAGCUGGAUCGGUCAGAAGAGACCUUGGAUAAACGCUCGACAGCUCUAGCUACCUCUCCUUGACUCCUCCUACUCCUCAUCACCCCGGUCCACCUAGAGCAGCAGCAGGAGAGGCAGCAGCGCCUCUAGCAGCAGCAGCAAAUAUGGCCACGCCCAUGUCCGCCCCGGACUCGGCCAUCCUCCUUCAUCAACCAAGCCUGGAUGCCAAUCUCCUCGCCUCUACCUCUGCCCACUCUGGAAGGAGCAUCGAGGAGCUCUACGACGUUAAGCUGACGGUGGAGAGAUUGUGCUUUGCGGAGGACAGCCCCGAUCAGGAAGAGCGGGUUAGUGGGUCGCCUAGAAUCAAGAGGACGGGGAAGUUCAGAUUCGAGAGAGUAGCUCUGCAGUUCCCCGAUGAGAUCCUGCCGGACUCUGUGCCCAUCUAUUGGGCAUUAAAGAAGGAGGUGCAGACCCGCUUAGAGGAGAUGCGGCAGCUGCGCCGGGAGAGGGCGGAGCAGGAACAGGAGGGGGGAGCAGGCCCUGCACAAGGCUCAGACGAGGUGAUACCGGACUUUUAUAUCUUGGCGGAUACGAGCUAUGGCAACUGCUGUGUGGACGAAGUGGCAGCGCAGCACGUAGAGGCGGACGUAGUGGUGCACUACGGCCACGCCUGCCUUAGUCCCACCGCACGGCUACCAGUCAUCUACGUCUUCCCCAAACAGAGCGUUCAGGUGGAGAAGGCCGCCUCUGCCCUCGCUACGAGCGCCAUUCAGGCCCUCGGGAAAUUUCAGGCCAGCGAAAAUCAAUCGGAGGCAGAAGGAUCGCAGCAAAGGCGCAAGGCAAUUCUCUUCUCGUACGAUGUGGGCUAUGCACACAUUGCAGAGGAAGUCUUUGAUCGGUUGCAGGUGGAGUUGCAGCAGGCUAGCUCGUCUUCCUCUUCAUUGAAGGUGGAGUUGCCGCCCCUUGUCAUGACUCGCCUGGAUACUGCGAGGAACUUUGAGGACCGGCUGAGAGGGCCUGCCGGCAAGUCAGAAAGCAACGGACACGCAUGUGGAAAGCAAGAUGCUUGUUGUCAAGGGACAGAAGCACCACGGUCGAAUGACGCCUGCGCUUGCAAAACAGAACAGAAGAAUGACAGCCAUUGCAACGGCUCAUCCUGCUGCUCAACCAUGCCACCGCUACCGCCCAUGCAGUCACAAACGUCAGCAGAUGCAGCGUCUUUAGCAGGCACAGACGGCUCUGGGCGUCUCUACCAUCUGCCGCCAGGUUGCUCCAUCUCAGAUACGCUCAUCUGCUAUCUGGGUGGCGAGUCUCUCGCUCUCACGAACCUCCUACUACGGGCAGGUCCCGCUACACCCGUCGUCUCCUACGACCCUUUCAACCCUUCUCCUGGCGCACGCCGUGAGGAUGGGCGCACCAACCGUCUUUUGAUGCGUCGCUACGCCGCCGUGCAAAAGGCUCGAGACGCAAGCGUCAUCGGUCUCCUCGUUGGCACGCUAGGCGUGCAGUCCUACCUGCCUCUGCUCAGCCAUCUUCGUCACCUCCUGACGGGUCGCCGACCAGGAGAAGCCAAGUCUGCCGUCUCCACCUCUUCUACUUCAGCAGGAAGGAGGAGUGCACGAAAAGUGUACACCAUCUCCGUCGGCAAGCUUUCCCCUGCUAAACUUGCCAACUUUCAAGAAGUAGAACUCUUUGUCCUCCUGGCUUGUCCAGAGAAUUCACUCGUGGACGCAGUCGACCCAACGGGGUUGCGGUCAAAGGAGUUUUAUAGGCCGAUUGUGACGCCAUUUGAGAUGAUGCUGGCACUUGAUGAGUCUCGGAGCUGGACGGGAGAGUAUGUGCUCGACAUGGAGAGGUUGAUCAAUCAGAGGGGAGAAAGCGGGAGUGCGGAUCAAGGAGAGGGGAUCGAAGAAGGCGAAGAAGACGACGAUCGCCCACACUUCUCCCUCGUCACAGGCGGUUACGUCACUCGCCGGCGCUUCGACGCCGAGGAAGAAAACGACGAUGACGAAGGAAACGACGCUGCCGCUCUUGCACACACGGGCGCAGUGGUGGUUCGUUCUGCAAGUGGAGAGGUGACACGAGUGUUGGACUCGGCCAAUGCCAUGCACCUUGCUACGCGCUCCUGGAAGGGAUUAGAGCAGCGCUUGGGUAUGGACGAGCCUUCGAGGUUGGAAGAGGGGAGAGAAGGAAUUGCGAGAGGGUAUAGGGAUGCGGAUGGGCGGAAGAGAGGUGAGGAGGCGAGGUGAGGUAUGGCGCUCGUCUGGAGUAGUCGUCGAAUACCAUUGACCGUCACUCGACGGACCCCUGUGAUGUGCCAAAAGCUGUCAAGACUGCUGUGAUUGCUCAUGUCCCCUGAUCCCUACUUUCCCUC
Molecule: messenger RNA, 2390 nt
Organism: Microstroma glucosiphilum
Lineage: Eukaryota; Fungi; Basidiomycota; Exobasidiomycetes; Microstromatales; Microstromataceae
Exons: 2
Coding region: 181-2265 (694 amino acids)
Biological process (GO): protein histidyl modification to diphthamide
Molecular function (GO): 2-(3-amino-3-carboxypropyl)histidine synthase activity
Source: RefSeq, a predicted model, not a curated record